Messenger RNA from Eriocheir sinensis (Chinese mitten crab), 11582 nucleotides. RefSeq names its product protein lines-like (gene lin). Lineage: Eukaryota; Metazoa; Arthropoda; Malacostraca; Decapoda; Varunidae. The transcript has 3 exons. The coding region runs from base 504 to 2324 and encodes 606 amino acids. The record is from RefSeq and is a predicted model, not a curated record.
CGCGGACUAUAGUUGGUGAGUUGAGUGUAGGUGGUGGUGGUGGUUGUCGCCGAGCUGAGAGUGGUGGUCAGCCUCCCCGGGCCAGCGCGUGCCGAGCCGUGGACCAGCGCCUGGCCUUUACCUGCCGUGGCCGCACUAGUCGUCGAGGGCCAGCAGGGCGUGGCGGCGGCCCCAGCGAGCAGAGGGCGGGGCGGCGCGUGGCGAGGCGGCCAGCACGGCGCCUAUCUCGGUGGUGUCACGCUGCUCCUCAGGUUGUUGUUGGUGUGUGUGUGAGUAUGUCAUGGUGCAGCUGCCAGGGAUGAGUGGCGGCGGGGGCAGAUAAUGUGGGGCGGCGGGGCAAGUGGUCAUGCCCCCCAGCCACCACACCAACUUCAGGAGGAGGAUAGUGAGGCCUGGCCGGCCCCUUCCUUCACCCCUGCUGUUGAUAUGGAGGCAGGCCGGCGGCCACGCCCGCCCUCCCGCCCGCUACCCCCAGGUGGCCUGGGCCGUGCCAGGUGAACAGCAUGGCAGAGCCCCAGCACAAGCGGGCUAAGUUGCCCCCCUCAGGUGAAGGCGGGGCUGGGGGCCGGCCUGGCCGUCUGCUGCCCCGCCGAGACCUGGAGAUCAUCCACACUCGGCUGACACACAAGUGCCUGUGUUCCCUGCAGCUACCGGACAUCCUGCACACGCUGGCCGUCUGCAAUGAGUGCCUGGCCAACCGUCCUGCUGCCCGGCCUGGCCUGCUGCGGGAGGAGACGCUGCUCUACACGGGUAUGCUGACACUGUUCUUUGAGGUGUCACUUCGGCAGCAGAGUCGUGGUGUCCUGUGUGCCCGCAUCAGCCAAGUGGCUGCUGCCGGGGCAGACAAUGAGGCUGCUGUGUUGGACGUCCUCUUCACCCUCCUAGCCUCCCCUGACGCCUAUGUCAGCUACUCCUCAGCACGUGCCCUCUCGGCCCUGCUGCUCAUGCUGAGGGGCCGGGCGGGGGAGGUGGUGCUGGAACGGCUAGUGGAAAACCUGGCAGCCUCGCCCCGCCUGGUGGAGGUGGGACACUCUGUGGAGGUGGUGCGUCGCGUAAUUGAGUGGAAGGAUGCGGACGAACACCCACUGGAGGUUGGGGAGGAGGGUGGCCCACCACCGGACUGUUCUCUUGUGCGGCUGGCCCCGGCGGAGGCCCAGGGGGCCAAUGAGGUGAAGCACUUGGCUACCCGCACCCUGGAGCGGCGCUGGUUCGCCCUGGUGGGCCGCCUUACCCAGCUGGUCAACGAGUUCUCAGCAGAGCGAGAGCAUGUGGUGGUGUCCUUCCUGGCCCUGUGGGAGUCCCUCAUUUCGGUGAAGGCCAACCUCUCCGUCACAGACACCAAGGAGUUCUACUCUGGGCUGGAGCGCCUGAUGCCCCCCCUGACACGGCACACGGCAGCGGUGGUGUGGCGCAAAGUACUGGACCUCUACAAUGAGGUGCUCUGCUACGGCAGCACGUUGGCCCUGCAAGACGUGCUGGCUGAGGAGCCUUGCAACCUGGCUCACCUGCUUAUCCGGGCUGUCAAGGACCGCAGGUUUCUGGAGUGUGUGCCUUGUGGAGGAGUGGGGAGUGGGACCGGCUCUGGGGGGGAGGUUGCAGGGAGUAUGGCCGGUCCAGGUCCCAGCUCACAGGGCCCCUCGGGGGGCAUGGACCCUGGUGACAGGACGGUGUUACACAAAGUGGUGUUGGUGGUGCUCAAGGCUAUUGCAGUGACAGUGAAGGAGACGCGCUGUGACUCCUCUUCGGAGAAUUCGUCCCGAUCGGGUGGAUCUGGCUCGGAGGACGUGGACAUGGCCAUCAUUGAGCGCAGUCUUCGGGAGGUUGUGCGCAAGGUGGAUGACUUUGUCAAGGCCAAAUUGCCCUUCCACCCCGAGGCCCCCAUGGCUGAGUGGAUGGUGCGCCUCUUUGCUGACCAGGAUGACUGGCUGGUGGAGUCCAUGGUGUGUGGCCUGGACAUUUUCACUGGCCUUGGCCUGCGCAUCAGGCAACAGCCAGAACUGCAUGCCUGCGUUAACCCUCACACCACCUUUCUGGUCUUCCUGGAGACGGUGUACCUGGAGCAUGAUGUUCUGCUCGACCUGCUGGUAUCCAACGAGACCUGCUUCCUCCUCUACCUGCUCCGCUACCUCAAGUUUAUCCGCCGCAGCUGGCACGAGUUUGCCUCCCACUGUGGCCGCCGGCUGGAGGAGGUGAUGACAGUGUUGAUUCGCCUCCGCUUUGCCAUCGACCGUCUGGUGUCCAAGAACCUCUUCCCUUACAACAUUACACCGGUCCUCAAACUGCUGCAGAAGUGUGAGGAGCUGUACGAGGGUGGGGAGCACUAGGGUUGUCCCGCCCUGUCAGCUGGCAAGGUGGGUGGGCAGGCAGUUUGGGAUGGCAGCUCUAGGAUAAGAACUGGGCAGGGAGUGGAGUGUUGAAGAAAGUAACCCAUUAUAAGGUCACAGUGCACCCAGACCUUGCCAAGAGAGGCACUUAAUGUGAAGGUGUCUUUGUUACUUAGUGUGCAAAGUCAGCAAUACCUCUUUCCCCUGAGUGCUGCAGCACCAGUAAUGCCUCCACCAUGACCUUGGCAGCUGCUUGGGCUUGGGAGGAUGUUUAUAGUGUUAGAGAAACUGACGUACCCUCAGUUGCAAUAUCAUAUAUUUUUAUAUUUAUUUAGGUCAUUCAUGUCUUACUUAACAAUGCUCUCUGCUCUCACUCAGUUUUAAUAGUUGUGUCAAAGUGUUGAGGUGGUUGUCAGGUGUGCUUGUAGUGAAGAGGUGGGAAAGGUUGGUAGAACCAGGUGUGUAUGUAUGUGUUUGUGUUGCAUUGCAUUGCAAUGUGUGCAUGUGUGUGUUGCAUUGAAUGCAGUGUGUUACAAUGCAGUGUGUGUGUGUGUGUGUGUGUGUGUGUUUCUUUUUUGUAAAGACAUGUAUGCAUGCAGGGCUAGAGUAUUUUAUUUUAUAGACCAAACAUAAUAUCAAGAACAGUAUCAUUGAGAUGAAAAUUUAAUACCCUCCUUCCCAACCCUGGGGUCGCAAGCGUUUUUCCUGGGGUCGCCAAGACCUCAAAAUAUCAAACAUGGUGUUACUCUAUUAUAAUAACACAUAUACAACUAAACUAGUGGGGUCACGGUCAUGUCUAGAGGUGCAUGAUUGGGGUCGCCUGAAAAAAAGGUUGGGAACCACUGAUUUAAUAUAAUAUACAUAUAAUAGCCAUGCACUUCAUUAAUGGAUUGAACUGACUUGUCAAUGAGGUCACCUGCAUAGUUAUUUCUUAAAUAAGCAAAUUUAUUGGUAAACAAAUUUAUUUGGGGUCUCUUCAAGUGUGGAUUCAAGGCCUGUUCCUAGUCACCCGAUGGCUGAUCCUCCCCUGCAUUCCUCUUUAAACACAGUUAUGUGUAGCUGAAUGAGUCACAUGGCCGUAUUCCUGGAUCAUCACAUUUGCAAUCAUGAUUGUAUGCCACUAUUCAUAGUCGUUGCUGUUAUUGGAACGCUUGAUGUGUAUGAUCUGUCAAAAUUUUUUUGGAAGCCCCUUUCUGCUUUGUUUCCUGGUGCCUUCUUGUAAGGGCACUCAUAAUGAGAAGGGUUUUCAACUUUGUCAUUCUAUCACUGCUACAAAAUCCCUGAAUUGGUAUUAUGAACACUAUUACACCUGUAUUUCAUGUUUUUAAAGGUUGUGCCAGGUUACCAUGAAAAACUAGAAAUGUAAGCAGUGGUAAACCUAGUAACAUUGCUAAGGGAAGCUGCUGCUUGUGUAUACAUAGCCUACUGUAAGCCCAGCUGUGUUGUGACAGUUACCAGCUUGUCACUCUCAAUACUGGCCACAAAACCAACACAUUUAUGGGUUUAGUAUUACACAUGUCUGUAAAUGCACAAAAAUUAGCUAUAACCACUGUUCAAGGAGUCAUAAUUAAAAAAGUUAAGUCUUUUAUUAUUUCAAAUAUUUUUUGUGGGUGGGUUGGUAAUUGCUUCACGAGAGAACAAGAGGCUAGUGGGAAUACUACACUAUGUGAUCAAGGCGGUCAUCACGAUGGUACGGAUUGUAUCAUUGCUAUUGCACUUAUGAAAAACUGGGAAUACGGCCGACACUCUCUUUAUGGUUAUGAAUACUGUAUGUGGUUCAUAAUGUACUUACCACAAGGCUUUAAAAAAACUUAACUCAAGAUUUUAGCUGUUCCUACUCCUACUUUUGUCCCAUUCCUCAUUACUGCCCUGGUGGCAUCCCUUGCCCCUUUCCCUGGCAUGCUGAUGGUCCUGCCCAUGCCCUUGCUCCUGCUUUUAUCAGCAGAGGCAAGUCCCUCUGACUCUGCAACACAUUUGAGGAAUAUUGUUGUGGGGGGUGUAGAGGAAAAUAACAUAUGGACCUCUAAUCAGGAUAAAAAGAUAGAAAGGUUUAAGUAUAUGAUAUAUUAUAUACUGGUGUUAUAGUACUGUUACAUGUGCAUAUAGCCCAGUGCAUGCUUAUUGUAUUCUCAAACAGUAUGUCAUUUGUCGGUUCUCUCAAACACAACUGGUUUCAGCCUAGAGCAAAAGUUCAUCUUAGUAUUGUAUGUGUUUCUGUUGCCCAGUCUGACAUGUUUUUACUGAGGAAGAAUGAUUGUGUGGGUGUGUGUGUGGGUGUGUGUGGGGGGGAGGGGGUUUCUCCAUAGUAGUGCUUCAUGUAUACAGACUAUGACUGUGACCAAUCUAUGAGUUGUUCUGCAGAUUGUUGCCUUGGUAUGGUUUGCAUGACAGAGCAUCACUGCUUGUCCCUCACUACUGCCAUUAUGAAUAGUUACUUUUAAUUUAUCCCACCCUGUAAGGUCCUUAGGAAGAAAAAAAGGCAACUGCUUCAUCAGAGUAUUGUUUAAGGAUAGUUUGGUAGAAUGUUUUUCUGCAGACUUGCCAAACUUUAUCACCUGUUAAAAUCUGCACACAGCACAUUCCUCUUUUCAGGUCUUAGCUUGGAAGUAACCUUCAGACAGUUUGUCUUUUGUUUUGGAUAGUCUUUUUGUUUUACACUGCCACACAGUCAAGUGCAUAAUAACAUGAUUUUUGUUAUUGCUGCCAUCUAUUUGCUGGUACAUGUUUGUUUCAUUCUUUGUAUAAUUUUAGAGGAACUAUAAUAAGCAUCAGUGCAACAUUCUCAUGUGUGUGUGUGUGUGUGUGUGUGUUCUUUUCUGGGUGUGCAGCAGUGUGGUGCAAGGUGUGGCUGGCUGGCUGGCCCGGUGUGGAGGGUGUGCAGUGCCCCAUCCAUGGUACGUGGAGGGUGUGCAGUGCCUCAGCCAUGGUACAAGUGGCCCAGAAAAACAGUUUUCUGCAUUUGGCAGACUUCCUGUUUGAUCCUCUGUUCCCUUCAUGGAUUGCUUCCCACAUGAGUGAAGUUUAUUGUCUUGAGAUAACUUGAUGGAACUGCUGAAAUUUCAGUGUUUAAGCUAUAGAAAGGUCAUCAUAUUUGGCUCAUGAAUUGUCUUUAUUGUAGAGUAGUGAUUCUUGCUGGUAGUGAAAGAAAAGAGUCGGCACUAAGCUGCCAUCAUUUCUUGGACUGAACAGCUGCAUAUUCCUUGUAUUAAUUUAACAGUAGAUGAAAAGCAGUAUUUUCUUCCUUUAUUUAAAGUAAUCUCUUUCCUUCCAAAGUCACAUAAACCAUUGUUCUUUGCAGAGCAUUUAUGUUAACUUGUAAUCUCACUUGAACUUAGACGGUGAUCUGUGAUGCCACUGCCUUGAGUCUUGCUCCGGUCUGCAUUUGUUCUAGGCAGCACUUUUAUAGGAUCCCUUUAAAUGGUCAUGGCACUCCUUUGAUUAAAACCUUUGUGUUGGACUCCUAACCUUACCUGUUAGCCUGGUGAAGACUUUGUCAGCCACGGUUGUCCUGUCAUCAAGGUCUGUGUGCUGCAACACUGGCACACCUGUCUCAUAGAGCAGCCACCUAUGCCCCUAAUCCAGGGAUUCAACAGAAACAAAUGAAAUCUGCUUUGUUUAUAGUCCAUCUUUUCCCAUUCUUGGGGUCGAACUUGUGAUGAUCCUCCUCCAUUGUGCUCAAAAGUGCUGAUCCUUCCUCUAUUUCUAUGACUUCCAAGUCUUGAUGCACUGUUCCUCUCCAUGUUCUCCUUGGUCUUCCAACUUGUCUCCUUACAGGUACCUCCAUUUCCUCUAUCCUCCUCAGCACUCUCUGCCUUCUGUCUCUCUUUUCACAUGUCCGAACCAUUGCAAUCUUCUCUUGUGUCUCACUCUUCUGUAUCUCUUUCAAACCACGUCUCUUAGCCACUUCCUCACUAGACACCCUGUCCUGCCACCUCACUCCAGCCUCUUGGCAUCCUUUGAUCACAUCUUCUAUGUAAGGAUGACAAACCCCUCACCUACAGUUCAACAAUUUUGGCCUGGAGCUCUGACAAGAUUGAGCUGGUCCUCAUAUUGGGGGUUGGAGGUCACAUCAAACAUCUUAUUUUAUGCUUCAUAGGUUACUCCAGUCAAGGCAAUCAGCUCCUCCAUUUUCACCUUCAUGCCUUCUCCAGAUAGCUCGGCCAUGAUUGCUUUUUCAGCCAUGUUGGUAUUUUCAUCAAGAGCUGUCUGCAGUGCUUGUGUCAGCUGAUUUAUCUCUUUCUGUAUUGCUUAGGUAUGAUUCAGGAGAGCAUUAACCUCAUUGCCAUCUGAGGAAGCUCCUCCACAGCUGCUAUUUGAUGCCAUCAACUGGAUCUGCAACUGCAUGGCCUGCUCCCUUAACUUGUGGAGCUCAGCAGCCUGGGGUCACUAAAGACAGUUGGUUUAUUCUUAAUCUUCUGGGCAGGGUCAGCAUAGGAAAGAGCACUCAAGGACUCCAAAUUACUGUCAGCUGGUGACACACUGUGUGAGAGCUGUCUCCAUGGGAGUCUUGUAAUUACUUUGUUAACUUUGAAUCCUUGUAUGAGAUGUGACCUCAGCCUCCAUCCUCAGAGAGCUGAGAUAACAUUCCCAAGUGCCAGGAGACCCUUGUUAAUGUUCACUCCGUCUUUGAACCGCUCCCCAGUGGCACCAGUCUUUUUGGCAUAUUCACUGCCAGCCAGGUCCACCAUGUGAAACUUUGCAGACUCAGUGCUCUCUCCUUUCUUGUGUUAUAUUGUUUGAUGUGCUAAGAGACAAUGGCGUGAAAGCGGCUGGAGCAUGCGUUCAUGGCUGGUGGGGCACCAGCCACAGCACCCUGUUCGAAACACAUCUUGGUCUCCUCAGUGCUGGUCACAGGAAUCUCUUAUCACCAGUAUUCUUUCGGCAUCUUCUUGGAUGUCUACAAUACAUUUUUCCUUAGUAGAUUGAUUGCUAAGUAGAUAAAAAAGCAUUUCUUGUAGAGCUCAAUAAACAACACUUUGAUCAUGUACACGUUGUCCAUCUGACUUGCCACACCGUGAGAUAUGUCCUGCACAGCUCGGGGAAUAAUGCCAGCACCAUCCGGGUUAUCUGCUUAGUGCUGUAGCAGUGUGCAAGUACAGUUACAUUAUAACCUUUGAACAGAUUCUGGACCACGUUUUUUAUUGAGGUUUCUUACAUGUAUCUCUGGGUGCUGUCUGUUGGGUAGGCAUGAUCAUAAGUAAAGAAACAAAUGAAAUGAUCUGUCUUAUGGUGGCAUGCAGUAGUCUUCACCAUUAUAGUCCAAUCACUUAAGCUGGAUCCCUAGCGAGUAAGGAUGCUACUAAUAGGCUGUUGGCAGGAGGGGUGUCUGACAGGUGUGAUUUUGUAAAAUUUUAUUUGCCUCUUUUUAAAUUGGGUCAUCUGUUUCUUAAGUAUCUCUCUUCAUUGAACAAAUACUUCUCUCACUUGUAGAUCUAAAAUAUUAUAAAAUAUAACUGUUGAAGAUGUCAAAUUAAGCAAAAAGCAAACAUCUAAAUUAAGAGUGGUUGUUGGCAGGUUGUCUGGUGUAUAUAUCUACUUUUUGUAUGUUUUGAUGUUUGUAGUUUACAAUGAGGUCAUUUAUAAUGAUCACAGUAGGCAGUGAGUGCCAUGGUGUAGCCUGUGCAAUGUCUCCUUGGCUCUCCAGUGUUCUCUUUCUUCUGACAGAAUGACUAUUUUUGUAUUUACUUUUUACAAAUAUUUAUUUGUGAGAAAUUGAGCCUCCAUUCACAGACUUUAUUUUUCCUGCAUCAAGCUAAGCACUGUAGAUAGUUUGUUGAGGAAAUGUAAUGUUUUGUUUUAUAGUAGAUAUUAAAAGAAAGUAGUGUGUAGAACUUUUUUACACUUGAGAAAACAUCUGGGAGUACAUUUAUCUGUUGUAUCAGUAGAUAACCAUCAGGAUGACAUGGUUAUGGCGGGCAGCAGCCUGGCCUUGGAAGGAACAGGCAGCCUGCCCGUCAGUGCCAGCUCUGUGUGUGGUGAGUCCCAUGUUGUGACGGCAGCUCUGAGCCCCCAGAGCUGAGCCCUGUGGGCCUGUGGCAGCGUGGGGGUGUUCUCAAAACAAAGCUCUAGUCUGUACAUGUGUGCCAUGGACUCAGAAAACUGUGAAUGCCCAAUUUUGUUUGUACAUUCUUGUAACUUCUUCAAAUUUGGCUCGUCAAACAACAAAACUGACUAUCUCCUCCAGACCACAGCACCACCAGUGUUGCUAAGAGAGUGAGGUACAAAGAAUGUUAUUGGAAUGUGUGGUCUGACAUGGCAGGAUAUUCCCAAAACAUAUCAUUCAGACUGCAUUUAUUGGAAUAGAAAGCACUUGAGGACUCAGUCUGUCAGGGUGGUCUUGUUGUAUACUAUUUUAUUUCUAAAUUAAUACAAGUUUAUCAAGAUUAGCUUCAUUGAUUUUGUUUUUGUUUAGGGACAAGUAUCUUUGUUCUGGGAUGAAUUGUCAUCCAAAGUUCACUGAAUAAUUAAAGGAAAUAUUGAAGUUAUCAUAAACUUUGCACCACAAACAUUCUAGGGAUAAUGUGUCUGUGCUUUGUCAUCUUCAUACCAUGUAUUUUUUUAAUAUAUUGAAUUCAGUUAAAAAUACCAUGUCUUAUUUUUGGCACCCAAUCCAUGGAGGGGAGAGUGUAACUUCAGUCACAUCAGGCUGUUGUAACAUUGAAGGCUGAGGAGAGGAAACAAGACUGCAAAAGAUUUGUUUGUGACAGCCAUGUUGAGGGUGUGAAAUUGCCACACAUCAUAGUGUUUGCUGUGUUGCUAAAGGUUGAUCAAACUCCUCCAAGCUAGGCACAUGAGGCCAUGUGGCCCCAAUAAAGUUGCAGGAAAGCACUCCAUGGAGCAGUGAUUAGCGUGUCUAGCUAUGAAUUCGUGGGCCUGGGUUCAAAUCCUGGCCCAGGCAGUGAAGUGUAGCUCACCCAGCUGUUCAUCCUCUCUUUUGGUAUAUGGGUACUGGGAACCUUGUCGGAAGGUAAACUGGUAAUCCUGGUCUUCACAGUGGCCCGUGUCCCGGGGUAAUGGGUUCUUAUCCACACACAGGUUCUAAGGGCCAACGAUAUGAAGACACCACAGGUACUCGCAGCUGUAGCGUAUGCACCCAACUUUACUUACUUGUCCCACAUUGGUACUCAGAUGCCAUAUGUUCAAUGUAUGACCUUUCCUUGGAAAGUAAGUCGAACACAUGAACACUUAAGUGGCAAGGUUCUUGUGUUUUGCAGGGUUGUGUGUGACGGUGUGUGUAGUUCAGGGGUGUGUGUGGCACUGUACCUAGGUAGAGAAAAGGAAAGGAAGGGCUGAGUGUUUCUGUGCACUUUUGUGGUGGAGGGCUUUGUGUGGCGCUGAAGCUGUGUGGAAAGACGGAGGGAGGACUGUCUUAUCUAUGUCUUGUAAGAGGAAUGGGGACAGGGCCACUGUAUCUGUGGACUCAAAUAAGUGGGCACCCCCUCAAGGGUGUAGGUAGAUACUUGGAGGCCCAAACCUUGCGCGCCGAGGGACCCCUACAGCGGCAGUGUGUUUGAGUGUCCGCCUUCAUGGGCACUUCGGAUUUCCCUAUUCAUAGAGUUACUUCCCCACAGCUACGCCACCUCCUUCCCCUUUCCUUCAUUAAUCUGGAGUCUCGUUGAUUAUCAGGUUAUUUCGAGAGGGUCAACAUACGCUGAUGGUGGCGGUUUUAUAGCUAGAUACAAUUUUCUCAGAAUUGGGGUCACAGGGAGGGGCCCGCGUGAUGGGUCAAGGAAACGCGCCUCACACCAGGUAGUUAUUAUUAUUGGUCACUCCUCUACAGCUCAUGGUAAUACAUAGACACGUGACUGUAUAGCAUUUGUCAGAGCCAAACUUUCAUGUAUAUAUAUAUAUAUAUAUAUAUAUAUAUAUAUAUAUAUAUAUAUAUAUAUAUAUAUAUAUAUAUAUAUAUAUAUAUAUAUAUAUAUAUAUAUAUAACGUUACAUAUAUGUGUACAGAGCUGCUUGACACAAGAUUCUUUGCUGCAGCCAGAAAUAAAAAUAACCAAUCAGUCUCUGCCUGCCCCGCGCUGGCAGCCUGGCACCAGGAGCCCUGCGGCACUCGUUGGGCGGCGCCGGCGGGGCUCGUCGCGUGAUGGGGCGUGGCUCGUCGCUGCUCUGUGCUCGGUGCUGUUCUACAUUACCGUAAACAAAAUAAACGAACACAUUUUCAGUCAUUAUAUACAGUCUAGAAGCCAGUACAUCAUGGCAAUAAUUUCCUACUUAGCACACCGCCUCAUCCCUGGCCAGUCCCUGCCGCUGCUGCUGGAGCUUGCAACGCUUCUCUGGGCCUUCGUGAAACACCUGUCGACGCAGUUUCUUCCCAACAGCAUGUUUCGCCGUCUUCAGAACUGCAGGUGGCGUGGCGUGGCCCGUCGAGCAUGGGGCAGGUGUGGCCGAGGCGGAGAGGCGGUGUUGAGGGUGAAUUUCCUUCGUGGUGUAGCUACAAAUCCAUAACGUUUCGCUUCGUAUGAGUAGUACGUACCUAUUGUAGCUAUUAUGGGAAACUGAACGCUUGGCUCCUCACUGGAAUGGUUCACGGGCUGGCAGACAGUCCUUGGCUACUACUAUAAUACCUUCCUGAAUACUCGUGCCCUUACACUGUAAAUAUUUGAACCAUCUUCAAUGUUCACCAAGGCAUGACCGAUAUGAAGAUGCAGAUUGUGGUACAAAAUGCGAUGUGAGGGACGCGCCCCCCGCCAGCUGGUUUGGGGGGCUUAAAAAGGGGCGGAAAACAGCACUCGAAUGGAAAUGUGGGCAUUGGAGUACCACAUUCAUACUGAGGACGAAAAAAACCCCCUAUAACUAAUGACAAGCUCGCUUUGAAAUUUAUAACGUGGAUCUUGGCAUGCUGUACGUGAUUGCUGUCUGCCAUUCGAAUGCUGUCGUGGGUAUGACGUAGUGAGAUAUGAUGCCUCUAAAGCAAGGAAAUAGAAUAUACUCUCUCGCUGAUCAUCUUAGAGUCGUAAAUCUCAAGUAUACACACACACAUAUAUAUAUAUAUAUAUAUAGCUUGUUCAAAAUAUAUCUAACUCUGUUCACUUGUCAACUCAACCCCGAUACCCCGAGACCAAGACCGAGGCUUCAGUAGCAGACAGCUCGUGAGGAGAGGAGUGUGCACGUGUGUGUCUGUGAAUCUUUUUUUAUUUUAUUUUAUCGUAGUGGCCGUCUUAUAUUCCUUCCUUACCAUCACUACUUCGUGCCACGCUCAUCGCCAUCUCAGCCACCCAUGCAGAGCUGUGGUGGUGGCGGCGAAUAUCAG